Molecule: messenger RNA, 5844 nt
Organism: Drosophila virilis
Lineage: Eukaryota; Metazoa; Arthropoda; Insecta; Diptera; Drosophilidae
Source: RefSeq, a predicted model, not a curated record
CCCCCUGGCCAUCACCCUGUUCAUUGUCAUAAAUCAGCCAGAUAAGUCUUAUAAGUAAAAAACAUAUUGGAAACCAAUUCAUUAUUUCUAUCUACGUAUUUGCUAAUUUCUCCAGCUUUGUUUCAGAGUGGCCAGCUUGAUUUUAGAACAAAAUACUAUAUACUAAGUGGACCGUAUUACUAGAGCUUUACAACACUAGAUGUUGUGGCUGCAGACUUUUGAAUGUUAUGUUCAAUAUAUUUAAUAAUUUUUAUUUUUUUUUUUUUCUGUGCAUAUUUGUCACACUGUGCACAGUGGAAUGACCUCGCAGUAGGUUAAUGAAAAGUUGUUGUUGCUGCUGCUGCUGCAAAAGUUCUGCAGUUACUUGGGAUGACAAAAUGGCUACCCUCUCACUCUCUCUCUCUCUCUCGCUCUCUCUGCAUCUCGCUCACUCGUGCUCUACUUGUUUGCGUGUAGAGCUCAUUAAACGCUUAUUUAAUUAUAAUGCAUUUAUGUUGCUGCAUAAUUCAAAUAAAAUGCCGCCGCCUGCAAUUUUCGUCAACGAAAUACAAUUUUUAGUAUUAUUUUUGGCAGUUAAGUGCGAAACGGGGCCAUUUGGCGCCCCUCGCUGCCCGCUCCCUCAACCCCAACCAGCACUGAGGAGGAGGCUGUGAGCGGGUUGCGGCUGCAGGCCAGGAAGUGGCCGCAUUAGGCUAAUGGGCUCUCAGCCAAGAACUGGAAGCAGAGCAAGAAACAUGAUUAUGACAAGAUGAUGUCAGCUGUGAAUGUGACCAGCUCGGAUGGGAUUAACUUUGCUCUUAUUCAUAUGUGUGGACACAACAGUUAGAGCCAGCGUGCCGGUUCACAUUGCCACGCCCUCUAACAGACUUUGAUCUGUUAUAAGGCUGCAAAUAAUUCCAAUAUCCCAUAUAGAUGUAGGUCAAAAUAACCCACCCUCAUAACUGGAUCAAAUCUGAUCCGAUUUGCACUAGGCUUGGCUCUUUGUUCGAUUUGGCAUCUAAGAUCUGGCAAGCAAAUUUCCUAUAUAGGUCUUUCCUAUGGCAGCUAUACGGAGGAGUCAGAGGAGUUGAUAGAGGAAGAGGCAGAGGUGGAGAUGGAGGCGAAGCAGGCAAAGGAGGAGGUAGAAGAGAAGAUGAAGGAGAAGUUGACAGAGGAGUUGACAGAGAAGGAGACGCAGGACGACUAGGACUAAGAGUCUUGAUAACAUCAAGCACAUUUUUGGCCAUUUCCAAUGUGAGGCAAUAGUUUUGAUACAUUGUCAACGUCAUGUGUUUGCGCCCGCCGACAGCUGUUUGGUCUUUGAAGUGGAAAUGCUGCAGCUUUGGUUACAAAUUCAAUCAAAAAACUGUCAACUUUUAGUUGACAAACGGUCGGUGGGGUUAGGUGGGGCAGGUUGUACAUUGAGGCUGCAUAGAAAUGAAAAUAGAAAUACAAAACAGAAAUAGAAAUAGAGACAGACACCUGCCGCACACAAUCAUAGGACAUGAUACGAGCUGGGAUGAGUUGAUAGCGCGUCGAGGAGCCGUCUUCUGGCUGGGCUGAUGUAAGGCGAUGCUAGAUGAAAGUGUUGACGCUGUCGACCGUCAACCGUCAACCGUCAACCGUCACUCGUUUCCCAUUGUUGCCACCUCUCUGGCUGGUCUCUGUGUCUUGGACUUUCCCUCUCAUCGUUUUGGUUUCAUUUAAAGUUUGGGUACGAAAGGCCGCUGAAGUAACUGUGCCAAGUGGUCGCCGAUUUGGAGCUGAGCGCGUGCUCAAGGGUUUGUCCCAACGAAGCGGUGUGAAUACCGAUAUACAAUAGAAAGGUUUGCCCUGACAGUUGCCCCGAUGAAAGGCUGUGAAGGGAAGCAGCACCAGAAGGAAUGCCUUUCACAAAGAAGCUAACACGUGACAGGAGUAGGUGAUGCCCAGAGAGAGGAAGGGUAGUGUGAAGGGUUGUCCAGGGCGAAGGAGAUGGGCUUGUGGAAGUACUCCUCCUCAUGCCUCGAAGACAAACAAUGUUUCGAUGGGGAAACUCUGCCUGUCGAGCAGGCGGAGUGGUUACAGCGAAUGGAACUAGGUCAGGGAAUGGUCCAAAUGAGAAUACGUCCUAUAGAGAAGAGGAAGUGUACAUGGUUUUCCUAGGAGUGACAGCAGCAAAAGUGGAUUAGCCUUAUGGAAGACCAUUACGAUGGAUAGGAUGUGAGGCCAUUAACUAGGGGUCAAUCACAAGGAAGGAGUAAUAGAUACAUUGCGGAAAGCAUGGUGGAAUAGCCAAUGUCUUAGAGCUUCCCAGAAUGGAGCAACGGAUGGAUGCCUCCUUAGAGGCAGGGUUUCCUCUAAGCAAGCAGCAGGGAAGUCGAAUGUCCUAUUAAAGGGAGGAAUAGCCAAUGUCUCCCUUCCCAGCUUCCCAGAGAAACGAAGCGACAAAGGAUGUCUCCUUAGAGGCAGGUCGGUAGGGUUUUCCUCUAUGCAAGUAGCAGGGAGGUCGGAUGUGCCGAUGGAACCACAAGGGCUGAGCGAUAAAUGCUCCUUGUAGCACUCACUUGAAGCCUGGCUAAUUUCGAGGAUAUUCCUUGCCCGUUCCAGCUGACAGCCAAGGGGAAAUGCAUGCCGCCGCGAGCUGCUGCUAAGCUACUCGACUGACUAGUUAACUGGCUGGAGCUAUGGACAGCGCACCCAUGUCGCUGGCAUUUAGCAGCCUGGGGCUGCUGCUGCUGCUGCUAGUGAUGGUGAUGUGCGUGCUGUUGGCCUGCCGUUGCUUGGGUCCGCGUGCCGCCAGCUGGAUGCGUAUGCGCUCCAGCAAGGAGGAGAAGAUUGGCCUGUCCAAGCACAAGCUGUUCCAUCCCAACGGCUACAUGGCCAGUAUACAAUCCGGCUCCGAGUUUCUGCUGAGCACCAGCGGCAGCUUCAAGCGCUUCGAUACCAUUGACAAAGACGACCACAAUCGUUCCCAGCAGCAGCUUCUGCAGCUGCAGCAACUGCAGCAGCAGCAGCAGCAGCAGCAGCAACAGUUGCUGCUGGGCAAUGGAGGCGAUAAUAUGACCACGACGACGACUCCUUUGUGGAAUCUGCCGCAGGCGGAUGUCAGCAUUCCGCCGCAGCCGCUGCGCCCGGCGCCGGCGCCCAACAGCGCCGGACCCAGCAGCAAGACGGUCACCUUCUCCUUCAGCCAGAUCAAUGAGUUGGACUCGCCCACAAGCCAGGAGCCGCGAUCCUGCCUGCGCCCGGCAACUGUUGCGGCUGCUCUGCCGCAGCCGCUGGAGGCGCCGCCGCCGCCACGACUAACCACAUCCGCAUCGGUGACGCUCUCGGCGACGGCCAUACCGCGUCCUAUUGCCAAGCGGCAGGUCUCGCUGCAGCAGGGCAUCAAUCGCAGCACAGAGCCCGCAACGCCCCCGUUACAAUCCCAGUCCCAGCCGGAGCGUCGUCCGCCAGCUCUAAAGCGUCGCAAUUCGAGCACGAAUCCCUUUCUGUGCGAAUCCAUGGAGCAACUGCCGCCGGCGACGCCGCCGCCACCAGUGGAGCAACUGCCGCCGGCAGCGGCGCAGCACAAUGGCAAUCCCUUUGUGCACGGCCAGAGCCUGUCCAGCCGUCUGCUGCGGCUGCACAAUGCCAACAAUCCGUUCACGGGGCUGACGCAGCGCGUCAAAGGGCCGCACAUGCUGCAGAAGACCAUCUCGGAGGAUUAUCUGUUCCGCAAACUGGGCGCCAACGGACAGCUGCCCAAUGGACAUGGACAUGGCGCCGCGAACGGCAACGGCAACGGCAACUCCACCUGGUGCUUUGGACGCUCGCUGCUGCGCCAGGAUUCGAGCAUCAGCCUGGGCCUGGGCAGGCGUAACAGCUCCCAAAUGUCGCUAGACGGCUCCAUUGAGGGCAUCCAUUUGGAGCACGGCAUCUCUUGCGAUUCGGUCAACUCGGAUGCCUCCUCGCUGUGCCUCGACCAGCUCGAUCAGCCGUACACGCAAAUCACAGGCUAUCUCUGCGUCGGCCUGCAGUAUGACAAGCACAACAGCAACAGCGGCGAGAACGAGGAGGAGGAGCAGCUGGAGCUGACGGUCAGCGUGCUGGAGGCCAAGGGACUCCUCUGUCCGCUCAGCAUGGGGCUCGAUUCGCUGGACACAUUCGUGCGCAUCUACCUGGUGCCCGAUCAUGCGGGCGGCAUGCAGACCAAGGUGGUUAAGUCAACGCUGACGCCAGCCUACAAUGAGAGCUUCAACUUUCGACUGAAGCGACAGGCGGGCAGGCGCUCGUUGUGGUUCCAUCUGUACCACAAUGGGCCCGCGCACACGCUGAUCGGCGAGGCGGAGAUGGAGAUUGGCGAGUUGGCGCGUCCGAUAACCACGUGGAUACCAUUGUCCGAUUCGCGCAAAUGCAACGCACGCUGGGGUGAGCUGAUGUUCUCGUUGAGCUAUCUGCCCACAGCGGAGCGCCUGACCAUUGUCGUGGUGAAGGCGCGCAAUCUCAAACUGGACCUGGACCUGGAAGCGGAGCAGCAGCAGCAGCGGCAAUCGCCCCCAGCUGCCGCAGUGCAGCACGUGUUUGUCAAGGUCUAUCUGCUGAACAACGACAAGAAGGUGCUGAAGAAGCGCACCUCGCUGAAGCGCAAGGAUCGCUGCCCCAUUUUCAACGAAUCGAUGAUCUUCAGCGUGCCGCCCCAGGGCCUGACCACGGUCCAGCUGCGCUUGACCGUCUUCGGUGUCACCGACAAGGGUAUCGUGCCGCUGGGUCAUGUCAUCGCCGGCAGCUGUGCGGUGGGCAAGGGUCUGCGCCACUGGCACCAGAUGCUCUCCUCGCUGCGCAAGCCGGUCGCCAUGUGGCAUGUGCUGCGACGCGCCGCCAACCAGCCCGUCUUCAUUGGCGGCGCCGAGGCCGUUGUUGCCGCCAUGCAGAGCACUCUGCAGCGGGCGAGCGCCAAGCGCAACAGCAUCGUCUAGAGGGUUGAGAAGAUCGAGCUAAGGCGGCAGCGAAGGUGGCAGUGGCAGUUGGAGCGGCAACUGGAGAGGAAGCAGCAAAUGGAGAGGAAGCUGAAGCUGGAAGUGGAACGAGAGCUGGAGCGGGAACUGGACAAGGAACUGAUGAAUGAAGUGGAUCGAGAAUUUGAGUGACAACAAGAACUGGAACAGAUAGUGGAACCAGAGCUGAAGCUUGAGCUUGAACAGAAGCAAGGUGGAGCGAGAACUGAAGCCAGAGCUGGAGCAACAAUUGGAGCUAUUGCUGAAGCCAGAACUUGGGUGGCUGUUGAAGUGGCAACUGGAGCGGGAGCUGGCAAAGGAAUUGGAGCAAAAACUACAGUUGGAGCUGGAGUGGCAACUGGAGCAAGAGCUGGAGCAAGAACGGGAGCCAUUGGCGUGGCGACAACUGGACAAGGUACUAGAGCAAGAACUGGAGCUUGAACAGGAGCGAGAGCUGGAGCGAGAACUUUAGUCGGAACUGGAGCGGGAACUGGCCAAGAAAGUGGAACGAAAACUUAAAUGGGAGCUGGAGUAGGAGCUCGAGUGGUUGCAGUCAUUGCUACAUUCUCCCUCGCUCCAGUUCUCAGCCUCAACCCACAACACAUAACCCACAUCCAACUGGCAUGUGCCCUUGUCCCACCUUCAAGAUGGCAGCCUGUGCAUUGCAUUUACUAAAUUUCUUACUUUUCUACAAAAUUCCUAUAACAAAUGCGCAAUAGGGCAUUUAGGUUUAGGCAUUAUCUAGUACAUAGGCGUAAUACCAGAUAACAGAAAAAUCUACGAAACUAUUCCAGAAAACCUUAAACUAAACUUAACAGAAACCCCGCACCAAAGGACAAAUCGAGCCUAUUAACUAGCUAUAUAUAUAUAUACACACACACACAUAUAUAUAUAUAUAAAUAUAUAU